This is a messenger RNA of Anopheles aquasalis, 3834 nucleotides long. RefSeq lists its product as uncharacterized. The record is from RefSeq and is a predicted model, not a curated record. Lineage: Eukaryota; Metazoa; Arthropoda; Insecta; Diptera; Culicidae. Gene Ontology annotation, cellular component: cytosol. Gene Ontology annotation, biological process: tRNA methylation.
UGCGCGCUAUCGGUAUGCCGGUUUCCGUUUGAGCCGGCAGAUACAAGGAGCAACAUAGGAAUAGUGGAAUAACCGGCAACUUAACCCGUCAUGUGUGCGCUAGUGUCUUCCCAGCUCUCGCAAACUCUGCUGGACGAAUGGCAAAACCGGCUUGCGAACGCUAACUCCUUCGAGGAGCUCAUCUCCGUGGCGCAUGAAAUUUGCCGACUCAAGAGCUCUGCCUCGGACGAUCGGUCGUUAAACACACAGGAACUGACCGACCAACUUUGCUCGUUUUUGAGCAACCGGACACCAGUCUCGGUACGCAAAGUGAUAUGUAAAGCAUACUUCCGGAUGAUGCUGAGGGACAUGGACAGCACCACCAAGAAUUCUCGAGACUCGUUCCAUACGGCACCGCAGCCAGCGUUAUCGUCCGUGCCGGCGUUACUCGAACACACCUUAGUCGGUGUUGACGAUCCGCUCGAUAGCACAAUCGUCUACGGUAUACUGCAGUCCAAGUUUUUGUCACAAACGACGGGCCUGUUUCCACUUUUGCAGCAGCAAAUUGUGACACGCACGGUCGAGCAAUUCACUGCCUAUAGAGCUGGCGGUUUCCCACAGUGGUACGGCACAGUGAUCGAGAAUUUGAUCGCGCUCCACGAGGCGCGUGCCCUUCCGGCACUGCUGCAGAACUACAAUCGGCUGUGGCCGCACGUGUUGGUCAAUCUCGACUCACCGUAUGCUGGCGUACGCGAAAGCACACUGAAGCUGCUCCGGGCUAUAUUGGGCCAUGGCGAGUUGCUGCGCAAUGGCAACCUAUCCUCUACCGUGGCCAGCUGGUCAUGGCUGAAUCGGAAUAAGUUUCACGUCGUUGCCUUGCUGAUCGAGAAGCAAUCGUACGGACUCGCUCUGGAAAUUGCGGGCUUGCGUGGGGUUCACGUCGCAUGGGGAGACGUACUGGAAUUAUCGCUUCAACACAAACACCUGCUACCGGCCGGCCAAGCGCUGCUGCGCGCACUGUACAGCAAGCAGCCCGAGACGGAUAUUGUGCGGCAGAUUCGAGAGUUGCUAAUCAAAGCUAGUAUCGCCAAUUGUAUCUACAUAGUAAGGUACUGGUUACACCUGUUGACUGCGGAACACCGAGUACAGCUGUUCCAUCAGCUUCACCUUGACUUAGCCAUCACGGAUAAACAGGUGCAGGAUGCUGAAACAGCAGCUCGCAACCGGCCGGCUGAGAGGCUCUUCAUCCUAUUCGCGUACGGGUUUCGUGUGCAGUACGAAAAACACAUUCAACUAGUGGAGACGCUUAGGCAGCUGUGCGCAGUAGCAGGACCGAACAAGGCACGUACCCAGCUCGAACGGUGCAUGCUGAUGGAAACGUUUGCCCAUCAUGCGAUGGUCGCGCUAACAGGCGUGCUGCUGUGCAAUGGAUCAUUUCAUCCACCAACGAUGGAACAGGUAUUGCAGCUAUCUGUCCGCGGCAUUACACUGGUUACCGCGGGGCGCGUCCAGUCUAGCUUGGAUUUCAAGUUCAGGCUUGUCGCAGCCGUCGAGUGUAAGAAGCUGAUGGAGAAGGUGCUGCACGUGUUGUUAGGAUUGCAUGGCACCGAGCGAGACCUGCAGACUGUGCACGAUGUAAAGCGCAGCAUCGAUGAAGUACGUCGUGUCAUCAGCAUCGAAACGAAUGACCCUACGUGCAAACGACCUGCUAUUCCGUACGGCGUCACAUUGGAGGAUGCAGUGAGUCAGCUGGUCACCAAGACGGCAGAUCUGUUGAUUGCGCAACAGGUCCAUCGGUGCGAUUUUUACUAUGCUGCCGUUGUUGUAGGAAAGCGCAACGAAUCUGGCCAGCUAGCCACGAUUGUGGAUGAGCUAGGCGAGUGGCUGGACGUUUGCCGAACAUUUCGCCACCCUGCCAUACUGCCAACGAAGCCAAUAUUCGAAAGCCUUUCGUCAACGGUGUUGGGUACCGUGGAGCUCGCCAUGACACUGUUAACUGUGGCGAAGAGUGAAGACUGGAGGACUGGGUUUAGUGUAGCUAACGAAUACGACAGCUUGCUCAGCCUGCUGAACCAUUCGCCAGCCUGGAACGUUCACCUAGAGACGAUCGUCAAUCAUCAGAGGCACAAUAACGGGGACAGUUUGUACGAAAAGCCGCUGAACGAGUUGCGCGAUAAGCUGUGGCAAACGGUGACGUCGUCGGCGAAGUUGCUCGCUAGCUAUAGCAUUUGGCUGUUGCAAAGCUGCCCUGGUGAUCCCUACACAGCGAAUACAUUUCAGAAAAUUUUAUCCACAUUAGUACGGUGCCAGCUCGAAUGCAUUCACCCACGGCAGCUCCUAUCGAUAAGCGGCAGUCUCGGUCAGUUGCUACAGUGCGCAGGCAAAACAAAGCUACGCUUGCAGUCUUCCGUGCCGUGCAAUGAGCAGAAAGUUGCUGAAACGGUCAUAGCGUGCUUCGAAUCGCACGUCAAACAGUUCUUCGAGUACCACUCGUCGGAGGGCACGACGCUGGCGUACCGGAACCAUCGAGGAUUCUUCUCGUUCGUUGCUUUGUUUAUCCGCAACGACCUGCACAGCGGUGUGGACGGCUCGUUUUGGUACAAGUUUCUUCACGACCGGCUGGGCAUUCCGCCCUCAGAAUACGUUAUGGAAUGUGCCAACAGGGAGAGUGAGCGGGCGCCCCAGCUGGUGGGUAAAGUCGGUGCGCUUGAUAUGCAUUUGCUCACAUUGCUUGCCGAGGAUGCGUCGCUGACCGAGGUGAUACUGGAGCGCGUUGAUGAGCUCCUGAUUCUGGCGCUUGUCCGGACAGGUUCCGCGCGAUGGAUCGAGCGCAAUGCGGCUAUUUCGCUGUGGUCCACGCUUGUCACCAAGCUUACUGGGUUGCUGCCAACUGCCGAUACCGACCCGGUGCAGAGUGAUUGGGUGCCGCUACAGAUGUCACUCGAUCUGCUCGUCUGCAAAGUACCGCGUUCCUCCCGCUACAUACUGCUGUCACUGCAGCAGCUGGCGAAACGGAUGGAGAACGGAUCAGAAACAAUGAUUGCGGUGGAUGAGUCCUGCACACUGGUGCCACUUCUUUCGCUCCUGGCAAGGGUCGAAUAUCGCGGAUACGGCAUCAAGGAUGUAGAGACGUAUGUCGUGCAGCUACGCGCAUUACUGUACAAACUGUUGCCGCACAUAAACCAUAUUGUGCGCCAGCAGAUCGCCAUUUGUCUGGCCAAUGCCCACGAUGGAGGCUGUCUAAAGACAUUUCUUGUUGACCACAUCCCGCUUCUCUUUGUCACCGGAAAAGAUCAAAAUUUUCAACACGGGCUGUGCCUGGCCCUUCUCGCUGCCGCGCGCAAAUUCAAAAGCCAUCAACAUUUCCAGCUGGGUCGUCACACAGAGGACGCAUUCAGUUCGCUUAAGUCGGUGGUGAAAACACACUAUAGACAAGAUGCAGCUGCAGCUCCUCUUUUUUCAUCGUCGAAAAACGAUCUUUAUCGCAGCAGCCUGGCGAAUCUAUUGCACUACCUAGGUUUCAAUUCUUCAGAUGACGUCGUUCAGGGACUACUCGGAUCAUAUGCCGAAGAGGACCGGUGCUGGGCGCAACCGAGUUGCACUGUAAAGCACGAUGCAAUAGACGACGACUACGACGACGACAAUGACGACGGCGAAGAAGAAUUGUGAAGAAAUGUUAAGGUAUCGUGAUAUGAUUGCUAAUCGAUUUACUUGCAGCAUCCGGCGUGCGACGCUCUCCUACAAAAACGGUAAAACGGUAGCAGGUUGUAUGUGCUGCGCCAACUUACCUGCAUUCACCACAAUUGUGCCACGAGAUGAUACUGGAAUGCAAUAAAGGGCGAUAUGAACGCAGCA